UUUUUAUUUUCCCGUCUUUUGCUCGUGCUCUGAAUCCAACAAUGUGUUUGUUUUAUUUUUUUCCCCCAAUUCCACAGCACAAAACCAAACCCUAAUCAGAUUGUGUGUGUUGGCUCAAAGGGAGGGAUGAUGAAUGGAGCGACGGGAUACCAGAAGCCUGCCGCUGGCCUGACCUGUGAGAGCUGUCACACCACACAGUCUCAACAGUGGUAUGCCUGGGGACCUCCCAACAUGCAGUGCAGACUGUGUGCUUCCUGUUGGAUCUACUGGAAGAAGUAUGGUGGUCUGAAGACACCAACAGCACUGGACGGGGACAAGCAACGCCUCCCUUCAGAACCCAGGUCAAAGGGGCUCUGUGGGCGUCAGGACUCUCAAGGUUUUCUGUCGUACAACAGUUCCAAGCUCCUGGCCAAGAACCGGCAGACAUUCCUCCUACAGACGACCAAGCUGACCCGCAUCGCCCGGCGGCUCUGUGAGGACAUCCUGCGGCCGCAGAGGGCAGCGCGACGCCCCUACAUCCCCGUCAAUGUCGGUGCCAUCAAGACAGAGUGUGCUGUCAGGCUCCCAAAAGCAGCAACAAAACCACUCAGGAUCCGGCCUGCUGCACGGCCAACGUUAGCCAGUAUCAUGAAGGAGUUGGCGGAGUUAGCGGCACGAGGUCUAAUGAAGCCUAGGAUUCUGAAAGGGAGUGAGACAAACCGGACUCUGCUGAAUAUCAACCGUGGAACAGUGUCCUUGCUAGGGAAACGCACGUUCAACAAACAAAAUGGGGUUCAGGGAGCUCCAAGUCCUGUUCAUAUAAGACAGAUGACUGCUAGCCCCCAUUUGACCAGCAGCAGACCCUUCUCUUCUGGGAUGAAGACAGACCAAGUUAGUGCUGAGCCAGCAUUCAAGCGGCAAAAAUUGAACCCUGGAGAUGCCCCUGACCCGAUUGUCUUCGUGGCAACAGACCAUACCAGGGCGAUUCGGAAAGCUUUGACCCAGUCGGAGAUGAGGCGGGCUGCACGGAGACCAUGUAUGCAAGUUAACAUUAAAUCCACUGGUUCAAGUCGCCCAGCAGUCCUGGGGGAACCUAUUGUCCUGGAGGACUGAACACUGAUCAGUGUACAUGGGUGCACACUUGCACACUCUCACUGUCUCUCUCUUGAGUAUAUGCACACAUACACAGGCACACAUGUCCAAUCACAUGCACUUGUGUGCAUGCAUACUAGCCCACACUCGCUUACAUUCUCUCGAGCUCUCUCACACUCUCGUGUGCUCUCUCUCCCUCUGACACGCUCUCUCGGACGCUCUCUCGCUCUCAGACGCUCUUGCUCUCGCUCUCUCUCUCGCUCGGACACGUGUUCUCUCUCUCUCUCUCUCUCUCUCUGGCACACGCACUCUCUCUCUGACACACGCACUCUCUCUCUCUCUCUCUGACUCUCUCGCUCUCGCUCUCUCUCUCUCUCGGGCACACGCUCUCUCUCUCUCUCUCUCGGGCACACGCUCUCUCUCUCGGACACACACACUCAAGCCCUUCUCAAAUCUUCAGGGAUUCACGCAGAAACAGAAAAGGAUGCCCUUGGUUUUCUGCCAGGACUGUGGGAGUGCAGGACUGCACUCCCCAUCUGCUCCUCCGGUAGUGAGCAUCCUCUGAUAAUGCACGAUGUGUAAAACAAUGUACAUAAAUCAUAGCGUCUGAUUCCCAGCUUUUUUUAUUAUUUUAUUGUUUUUCCAGCUCCAUAGCCUCCCUGCCCUCAAUGCUUUUACCCCUCCGGGGGACAACUGUAAACCCUUAAUAAUGAAUUUCUGAAUGAUUGUGUUUUGGAAGAACUUGCAGUGACUCCUUUUUUUAAAAAAAAAAUAAUACUGAGUUAGAAGUGCUGACAGGUUUGAUAUCAGGAUCAUUGAUACGUGGUGAUAUUUUGUGUGCUUUUUAUUUUCUUUCUGCUUUUUUUUAAAACUCCCAGCUUGUCCGUGCCACCGAGGGAGAGCUCCCUCCCACUUGUUCGAUUGUGUGUCGGGCAGUGCCCAAGGUGGCACCUGGGGAUUUUUGAGUGCACCUGUCUGGAAGUUUUUAGAGGUGAGACCAGACACGGAAACCAUUUUUGUAAAAAAAAAAGGCAAUUAAAGUUUUUUUCCACUCUA
Molecule: messenger RNA, 2127 nt
Organism: Pristis pectinata (smalltooth sawfish)
Lineage: Eukaryota; Metazoa; Chordata; Chondrichthyes; Rhinopristiformes; Pristidae
Product: metastasis-associated protein MTA2-like
Exons: 8
Coding region: 127-1092 (321 amino acids)
Biological process (GO): negative regulation of transcription by RNA polymerase II
Cellular component (GO): nucleoplasm; NuRD complex
Molecular function (GO): sequence-specific DNA binding; transcription corepressor activity; histone deacetylase binding
Source: RefSeq, a predicted model, not a curated record